ACAUUUGGAUCUAAUUCUGUAUUGUAUUUUCUUCUAACGAAACAAAUGUUGGAUCUAUGUUAACCGAGCGCGGAAUCACACAGCGCUUUUUAAUCCAUAAGAAGGAAUGCAUCUUCGCCUCGGGAAACUGAUACCUCUGAUUUCUCUCAUUGUUUUGGCUGAAGGUGGUCUGAAAUGUUCUGAGAAAUGCCAGAACGGAGGAACGUGUGUGUCUACGACAGACGGAAGAGGAGAAUGCAAAUGUCCUGACAAGUAUUUGGGCCCAGUGUGCCAGUUUGCCAACCCUUGCCUUCCAAACCCCUGCUGGAAUGGCGGCAUUUGCCAGGCAUCUACACGUGACAACAGAGUGGACUACGUCUGCCGGUGUCCCCUGGGCUACAUGGACCCACGGUGCCUCACUCCUACCGACAACCCGUGCCGCAGCUCACCUUGUGGCAACGGAGGGACAUGCGAGCUGACCAGCCUCCACACAUUCAAGUGCAAAUGUCCACCAGGCUGGACCGGUAAUAUCUGCCAGCAGGCUGACCCUUGUGCCUCAAACCCGUGUGCCAACGGCGGUCAGUGCAGCACAUUCGAUUCUCAUUACAUCUGCGCCUGCACGCCUUUCUUCUCAGGUGAGACGUGCAAACAAGACGUGAAUGAGUGUGCCAAGACCCCGUCUCCCUGCAGGAACGGCGGAACGUGUGUGAACGAAGUGGGCGCAUAUCGCUGCAACUGCCCGGCCGAGUACACAGGUAAACACUGUGAGACUCGGUACCAGCCCUGCAGCCCCUCACCAUGCCACCACGGAGGGACCUGCGUCCAGGUCGGAGACACAAACUACGAGUGCACCUGUCUUCCCGGCUUCAGUGGUCAGAACUGUGAGGAGAACAUUGAUGACUGUCCAGACCAUCGCUGCCUUAAUGGAGGAACCUGUGUAGAUGGAGUGAACACUUACAACUGUCAGUGCAAACCUGAAUGGACAGGUCAGUUCUGUACUGAAGACGUCAACGAAUGCGAUCUGAUGCCCAACUCCUGUCAGAACGGCGGAACAUGCCUAAAUAAUCAGGGAGGAUACAACUGUGUGUGUGUGAAUGGCUGGACGGGUGACGACUGCAGCAAGAACAUCGAUGAUUGUGCAGAUGCUGCCUGCCACCAGGGAGCCACUUGUCACGAUCGCGUGGCCUCCUUCUACUGUGAAUGCCCACCUGGACGCACAGGUUUGCUGUGUCACUUGGACGAUGCUUGUAUCAGUAACCCCUGUCAGAAAGGCUCCAACUGUGACACGAAUCCAGUCAGUGGUAAGGCCAUCUGCACCUGUCCCAUAGGCUACUUUGGCUCAGCCUGUGACCAGGAUGUUGACGAAUGCUCCCUAGGUACAAACCCAUGUGAGCAUGCUGGGAAGUGUCUGAACACGAAAGGCUCAUUCCAGUGUAAGUGCCAGCAGGGCUAUGUGGGCGCUCGCUGUGAACUUGACAUCAACGAGUGCAAGUCCAACCCAUGUCAGAAUGACGCUACAUGUCUGGACCAGAUCGGAGGAUUUCAUUGCAUCUGCAUGGCAGGGUACGAGGGAGUCUUCUGCGAGAUCAAUACCGAUGAGUGUGCCAGCACGCCCUGCCUUAACAAUGGGAAGUGCAUCGACAAGAUCAACAACUACCAGUGCGAGUGCCCCAAAGGAUUCUCUGGGAACCAGUGCCAGUUUGACAUCGAUGAGUGCGCCAGCACGCCUUGCAAAAAUGGCGCGAAGUGUAUCGACGGGCCAAACAUGUACACUUGCCAGUGCACAGAGGGUUACACUGGGAAGCACUGUGGCACCGACAUUGAUGAGUGCCUGUCCAAUCCAUGCCACUACGGGACCUGUAAGGAUGGCCUGGCCAGCUUCACCUGCCAGUGUCAUCCUGGCUACUCUGGCCGACUGUGCGAGGUCAACAUCAACGAGUGUCUGAGCCACCCAUGCCAGAACGGAGGCACCUGUCAGGACCGGGCCAAUUCCUACCUGUGUGUUUGCCCUAGAGGAACUUCAGGUGUGAACUGUGAGAUCAAUGUGGACGACUGUAAAAGCAAUCCGUGUGACUAUGGCAAGUGUAUUGACAAGAUCAAUGGCUAUGAGUGUGCCUGCGAACCAGGAUACACAGGAAAAAUGUGUAACAUUAAUAUUGAUGAGUGUGCCAUCAACCCCUGUCACAAUGGAGGAACAUGUAUCGACGGGGUCAACAACUUUACCUGUCAGUGCCCAGAGGGUUACCAUGACCCCACCUGCCAGUCUCAACUCAACGAGUGUCUCAGUAACCCAUGCAUUCAUGGACACUGUGAAGACAAAGUCAAUGGUUAUAACUGUAUUUGUGAUUCGGGUUGGAGUGGAAUCAACUGUGACAUCAACAACAACGAGUGUGAGUCCAACCCUUGCAUGAACGGUGGCACCUGUAAGGACAUGACCAGUGGUUACGUGUGUACUUGCCGGGCUGGCUUCAGUGGUCCUAAUUGCCAAACCAACAUCAACGAGUGUGCUUCAAACCCAUGCCUGAAUCAGGGGACUUGCAUUGACGAUGUGGCUGGCUACAAAUGUAACUGUGUGCUGCCCUACACUGGUGAGAAAUGUGAAAACUUGUUAGAGCCAUGCAGUCCCAAACCCUGUAAGAAUAAUGGCCUGUGUAAGCAGUCGGAGGACUAUGAGAGCUUCUCCUGCGUGUGUCCUGAAGGCUGGCAAGGUCAGACCUGUGAGAUCGAUAUCAACGAGUGCGUUAAGAAUCCCUGUCGCAAUGGCGCCACCUGCCAGAACUCCAUCGGCAGCUACAAGUGCAGCUGCAAAUCAGGAUAUACAGGCCGCAAAUGUGAGACUGACAUUGAUAACUGCAAGCCCAACCCUUGCAGUAACGGUGGCUUCUGCAAAGAUGGCAUGGACACGUACACGUGCACUUGCCUGCCAGGAUUCCGUGGCGUCAUAUGCGAAGAGGACAUCAACGAGUGCCUCAGCAACCCGUGCAAGAACGGUGCCAACUGCACGGACUGCGUUAACAGCUACACCUGCACGUGCCUGCCCGGCUUCAGUGGCAUUCACUGCGAGACCAACACACAGGACUGCACUGAGAGCUCUUGCUUUAAUGGUGGCACCUGUGUGGAUGGCAUCAACACUUUUACCUGCCUUUGCCUGGCCGGCUUCACGGGUAACUACUGCCAGCAUGACAUCAACGAAUGUGAUUCUAAGCCCUGCAUGAAUGGCGCCACAUGCCACGACAGCUACGGAACAUACAAAUGCACCUGCCCACAUGGGUAUCGUGGUUUCAACUGCCAGGAUCUGGUAAACUGGUGCAAGCCAUCUCCAUGUAAGAAUGGAGGCACGUGCAGACAGAGUGGUACCACCUACAGCUGCCAGUGUCAGACAGGAUGGACUGGACUUUACUGCGAUGUCCCCAGCGUCUCCUGUGAGGUGGCAGCCAAACAACAAGGUGUGGAGGUGGCCAAAUUGUGCCGGAACUCUGGUCAGUGCCUGGAUGCAGGGAACACACACUACUGCCAGUGCCAGGCGGGAUACACAGGCAGCUACUGCGAGCAGCAGGUGGAUGAGUGCAUUCCCAACCCCUGCCAGAAUGGAGCUACUUGCACUGAUUACCUUGGAGGAUAUACUUGUGAGUGUUUGCCAGGUUAUCAUGGAGUAAACUGCACCAGUGAGAUCAAUGAGUGCCUGUCUCAGCCCUGCCAGAACGGGGGCAUCUGCAUCGACCUCGUCAAUGCCUACAAAUGCUCCUGUCCCAGAGGAACCCAGGGUGUUCACUGUGAAAUCAAUAUAGACGACUGCACGCCCUUCACGGACCCUGUGACUCACGAGCCCAAGUGCUUCAACAAUGGCCGAUGCAUGGACCGUGUUGGUGGGUAUCACUGUGAGUGCCCACCCGGCUAUGUGGGUGAGCGCUGCGAGGGCGAUGUCAACGAGUGCCUGUCCAACCCCUGUGACCCGCGCGGCACCCACAGCUGCAUCCAGCUUACAAACAACUACCGCUGCGAGUGCCGCACUGGCUACACAGGUCAGCACUGCGACACUGUGUUUGAUGGCUGUAAGGGGAAGCCGUGCAGAAAUGGAGGGACCUGCGCCGUAGCCAGUAACACUCCUCAUGGAUUCAUUUGUAAAUGUCCUCCGGGCUUUACUGGGUCCUCCUGUGAGUAUGACGCUCAAUCCUGCGGCAACCUCCACUGUCGUAACGGCGGCACCUGCAUCUCAGGCCCCAAGACCCUGCGUUGUCUAUGCCCACCAGGCUUCUCAGGCCCAGAGUGCCAACACACAUCCGAAGGACCAUGCGUCUCCAAGCCCUGCUACAACGGUGGCACUUGCAAACCCAGCUCAGAGGCUCCUUACUAUAAUUGUUUGUGCCCAUCUGAGUUCAACGGCGUGCUGUGCCACAUCCUGGAUUACAGCUUUUCUGGAGGUCUUGGUCGAGACAUCACACCGCCGCCCGAGGUGGUGACCAGCUGCAAGGUGCCGGAGUGUGCGGCCAAGAAGGGCGACAAGUUUUGCGAUGCUGCAUGCAACACCUAUGCGUGUGACUGGGAUGGAGGUGACUGCUCGUUAAACUUCCAUGAUCCGUGGAAGAACUGCUCAGCCGCACUGCAGUGCUGGCGCUACUUUAAUAACGGACACUGUGACCAGCAGUGCCACAACGCCGGCUGCCUGUACGAUGGGUUCGACUGCCAGACGAGUGGUGGCGAGUGCAACCCACUGUACGAUCAGUAUUGUAAGGACCACUACGCAGAUGGACACUGUGAUCAGGGCUGCAACAAUGCAGAGUGCGAGUGGGACGGCUUGGACUGCUCCGAAAACGUUCCAGAAAAGCGGGCAGAAGGUCACCUAGUGCUAGUGGUGCAAGUGCCACCCGAGCAGCUGCGCAACAACUCCUCAGCAUUCCUGCGAGAACUCAGCCGUGUGCUCCACACCAAUGUGGUGUUCAGGGUGGAUGCUAACGGGGAGCUUAUGAUCUACCCGUACUACGGUAGUGCGCAUGAGCUCAAGAAGCAUGGCAUCAAGCGCUCGCUGGAUGCUUGGCCUGACGUCUAUGGCUCAGGACACAACGACCAGGACAGCAUGCAGGUCAAAGGCUCGUUGGUGUAUCUUGAGAUCGACAACCGGCAGUGCUACCAACAGUCCACUGAGUGCUUCCAAAGUGCUACAGAUGUUGCUGCCUUCCUGGGAGCCCUCGCCUCCAGCGGCAAUCUCAACAUGCCCUACAUUAAGGCCGUCAGCACCGAAAGCGAAGAGCCGCCGCCUUCGGAGCUCUACCCGGUGUACGUCGUGCUGGCCGGCUUGGCGCUGCUGGCCUUUGUGGCCGUGGGCAUGGUGGCUUCUCGUAAACGACGGCGCGAACACGGUCAGCUCUGGUUCCCUGAGGGCUUCAAGACCAGCGAGCCAAGCAAGAAGAAGAGAAGGGAGCCUGUCGGGGAGGACUCUGUCGGCUUGAAGCCACUGAAGAACUCGGAUAUUUCACUAAUGGACGAUAACCAGAAUGAGUGGGGAGAUGAUGAGCCAGUGGACACCAAGCGCUUCAGGUUUGACGAGCAGGCGAUGUUAAAUCUGGAUGACCAGCAGGACCAUCGGCAGUGGACUCAGCAGCACCUGGAUGCAGCCGACCUGCGAAUCCCUUCCAUAGCCCCAACACCUCCGCAAGGCGAGAGUGAAAACGACUGCAUGGACGUCAAUGUCCGAGGGCCAGAUGGCUUCACUCCGUUAAUGAUCGCCUCCUGUAGUGGGGGUGGCCUUGAAACCGGUAACAGCGAGGAAGAGGAGGACGCUUCCGCCAACGUCAUUAAUGACUUUAUCUACCAGGGCGCCAACCUGCACAAUCAGACGGACCGUACGGGUGAGACCGCGUUACACCUUGCUGCCCGCUAUGCCCGAUCUGAUGCUGCCAAGAGGCUCCUGGAAGCCAGCGCAGAUGCCAACAUCCAAGAUAACAUGGGCCGAACACCUUUACAUGCGGCUGUGGCUUCAGAUGCUCAAGGGGUCUUCCAGAUUUUGAUACGGAACCGCGCCACGGACUUGGAUGCACGCAUGCAUGACGGAACCACUCCCCUAAUCCUGGCAGCUAGGCUGGCCGUAGAAGGCAUGGUGGAGGAGCUCAUUAACUGCCACGCCGAUGUUAAUGCCAUUGAUGACUUUGGGAAGUCCGCUCUGCACUGGGCUGCUGCUGUGAACAAUGUGGAUGCAGCUGUGGUACUGCUUAAGAAUGGAGCCAAUAAGGACAUGCAGAACAACAAGGAGGAGACGCCUCUAUUCCUGGCUGCACGAGAAGGUAGCUACGAGACAGCCAAAGUACUACUGGAUCACUUUGCCAACCGUGAAAUUACCGACCACAUGGAUCGCCUGCCACGUGACAUUGCCCAGGAGCGCAUGCACCAUGACAUUGUGCGCCUGAUGGAUGAGUACAACCUAGUGCGGAGUCCGCCCAUGCCGGGCUCCGCCAUGAGUUCUACCCUCUCACCUCCCCUGUGCUCACCCAAUGGCUACUUGGGCAACAUGAAGCCCUCCAUCCAGAACAAGAAACCCAGAAAGCCCGGUACCAAGGGUAUUGGCUGUAAGGACGCUAAAGACCUGAAGACCAAAAAGAAGAAACCCCAGGAUGGAAAAGGGAGCUUGUUAGACAGCUCAGCCGUUCUGUCCCCUGUGGAUUCCCUCGAGUCUCCCCGGGGUUACAUUUCUGAUGUAGCCUCACCACCCUUGAUGCCUUCACCCUACCAGCAGUCACCAUCCGUAACCCUCAACCACCUGCAGGGUGUCCCUGAUGCCCAUGUUGGUGUCAACCACUUGGGCUUGGCUGGCAAGCAGGAGCUGGCACACUUGCAGUUUGAUCCCUUGCCGCCACGUCUCACCCACUUGCCAGUGGCCGGAUCGAAUGGGUCAACAGGCAUGAAUGACUGGCUGAGCAGGAUGCACAGUGGCAUGGGCCAGCAGGGUCAAUUCGGGGUCAUGAGGAGCAUCCAGGGCCAGGGAGGUAUGUGCCAAUCCAACCAGCACAAUAUGAUGCCCGCGCUGCACAAUGGUGUACCUGCAAGCACACUGUCACAGAUGAUAAACUACCAGAAUCUGGCCAACGCCCACCUCACGGCACAGCAGCACAUCCUUCAAACGCAGCAAAUGCAACCCAACCUACAGCAGCAGCCACCCAGCAUCCAGCUGCAGCACCAGAACUCGAACCCUAACCAGAACCUGAACGGUGGCCAGAACUUCAUCAGUACUGAGCAGCAACAAAGCACGGCGAGCGGCGUGUCCAUACAUACCAUCCUCCCCCAGGAGACGCAGGUUCUCAAUCCUCAGACGCUGGGGCCCGGCAUGGCCAGCACGCAGUUCCUCACACCCCCAUCACAGCACAGCUACUCGGGCACAAUUGACACCAACACGCCAAACCACCAGCUUCAAGUCCCCGAUCACCCUUUCCUUACGCCAUCCCCGGGCUCACCCGAUCAGUGGUCCAGCUCGUCGCCCCACUCGAAUAUGUCCGACUGGUCUGAAGGCAUCUCCAGUCCUCCCACGAGUAUGCACUCCCAAAUCACACACAUUCCUGAGCAGUUUAAGUGAACCAGAACCCAGGACUGGUCUGUUUUGUGAGAGCACACUUUGUAUAGUAGAAAACAUGUUCAAAUAAAAGCUCUUUUCUAUGCCUUUGUACUAACCACAUAUUUUCCAUUUUUUAUUUAUUAAUGUCUUGUUAUUUAUACUUUUGUCACCAGCCUGAAUUUGGAAGUGAAAGGCAAUUCUGAGAUGAAAAGAAUAUAAAAAAAAAAAAACAAGAAGUAGCUUGUUUGUUAUAUUUUUGUUUCCAUUUCAAUAUACUGUGGAUUCUGGCGUACACACUGGGUAUUUAUUGGUGAUAAAAGUUGCCUGUAUUUUUGUAGUCAAUUCGCCUUCACUAUUAUUUUUACUUUUCUACGUUAUUGUAUAAUUUUGUAAAUCACAUGUUUUGAGUAAGGGCAUUUUAUAGAGCACAUUUUAUAACGAAGUUUUCAGUAUUACAUUAUAUACGUAGAUUUUGUUUCAGCAAUCAACAUAGCUUUUUAUCCAUUCCAACUGUAAUAAUAGAUUUUCACAUCUUCAUUUGAUUUGUUUUGAAAUAAAUCACAUUAGAGAUUGACCACUGAAAUAGCAUACAACAGAUCUUACACUAUGUAUUGGAACUUGGUCAUUUCUGUUUCAUUAUUUUAGAUGUCAUGUUUCUUUGUUUGUUCAUGUAGUUCUCAUGUGUGAGUAUUUGUACAGUUGAUUUUUAUAAGAAUUCCCUAUGCUAUUAUAUCCUUAUGAUAUAAUACCUGCGAAAGCAGUGUCUAAAAUUCCACUGUCAGGGUGGGUGUGAAAGAAAGUGAGGAAUGUAACUCCUUUAUUAGGUGUUAAUGCGUUUAAUACAGGUUUUAAAUACUCUGUAUCUUUUCUCCCUUUCAACUUCUGAACUGGUCAAGUGGCCAGAAAUGUAUUUAGUCAUGUGGAGAAGCUUAGCACACUGAGUCUGUCUUUGCUUCCUAUAUGGUGUGUAAUGUUGAAGCCUAUGGCUAAUGUAAAUACGUCUCGACAUGGUUUAUGUAAACAGGAUUUUGUUUCAGAAAUCUUAAGUCUUAAAUGUGCUGUUUAAAUUUGACUACUUGUUAAUCAGUAGCUAUUUGUUUUCUUUUAUAGAAAACACAUUUUAGAGCCCAUAAACGAAGUGUACAAGUGAUUAGGUAACACUUUACAUCCAAUAUAGAUGAUCAUAUAAAUUAGAUGCUUAAAAAGUUUAUUUUAAAGACCAAAUGGUUGGUAUAGAAUUGAUGAAUUGGUUUUAUAUAAAAAGUUGUUAAUGUGAUAUUAUUAGAAUUUCCAUUGUGAGCCCCUAAAUGAUUUAACAACUGCAUUAAAUGUAAUAUCUGUACAAAAAUACCUAUCAGACAACUCAAUUAACAUAAAGUAUAUUUUUGUCCGUUCUACUGUCAAUCUGUAAAUGUACUUAAAUAAUAAAAAAUGCAAAUGUG
Trichomycterus rosablanca is the source of this 8961-nucleotide messenger RNA. RefSeq names its product notch receptor 1b (gene notch1b). NCBI's taxonomy places the organism in Eukaryota, Metazoa, Chordata, Actinopteri, Siluriformes, Trichomycteridae. Gene Ontology annotation, cellular component: membrane. The record is from RefSeq and is a predicted model, not a curated record. Gene Ontology annotation, biological process: cell differentiation; multicellular organism development; Notch signaling pathway. Gene Ontology annotation, molecular function: protein binding; calcium ion binding; signaling receptor activity. Bases 107 to 7540 code for a protein of 2477 amino acids. The transcript has 34 exons.